AUGACCGACGACAGAGGCUCAUCACCCGCCGCGGGGCCAUCCACCCUGCCAGCCGACCCAAGCAUCGACACAGCGCGGCCCGCACCACCUUCAUCCACCACCGACCUCGCACAACCACCGAGCACCUCACAAACUGGCAGCCUCGACGCAGACGGGGCAGCGCCAUCACCAUCUCCACCCACGCAGCGCCAGCCUUUCUACCACGAUGCAGCCCAUGCCGCCUCGACCUCGAUUGAAAACAUACGCAAGUCGCUCCACCGCUUCCCCACCCCCAUCCUCCGCAUCCAGCGCGUCAAUCAGCUCGAUGCAGAGCUCCUCGACCGCGAACUCUCCGAGCUGCUCCUCGACCCCCUCAAAAAGGCGCUCGGCCUCAUACGCUCGACCCUGCCCGCAGACCUCGAGCCGGAGCUCCUCCUCUUCCUCAAGCUCAUCCUCUUCAAGUUCAGCAUCUGGGACCGUGGCGCCAGUUACGGAUCCAUGCUCCAGAACCUCAAGUUCCGCAACGAGUGGGCGCACAAGGGCGGCCUGCAGUCGACGGCGCGUGAUCAGCCCCUCAGCAGGCUUCAGCUCUCCCUCUACCCGCUCCUCACCAUCCUCUUUCCCUACCUUGGCACCAAGCUCCAGGACCGCAUGACGUCCCUCAGCUUCUCCGACAUGCCCUCCAACGACAUUCGCAGGAGGCUCUGGUCUCUCACCGACUACGCACAGCGCAUCUGGGCCGCCGCCGUCCUCGCAAACUUUGCCGUCUUCCUCAACAACGGCAAGUACCGCUCCGUCGCCGACCGCCUCCUCGGCAUGCGCCUCACCUAUGCUCAGCGCACCAUGAACCGCAACGUCUCGUUCGAGUUUCUCAAUCGCCAGCUCGUGUGGCACGCCUUCACUGAGUUUCUGCUCUUCCUGCUGCCCCUCGUGCGGCCAAGACGGCUGUUCAGACGCCUGAUGCGGCUGCCGACCCACCCGCGGCUGCUUUCGCUGCUGCUCGGCAUCCUGCCUAUGGCCAUCUCGUCGCGCGUGGGCCUGUCGCGGGACGCCGCGGGGCGAGCACGAUUCGACAAAAAGGCGAUUUCGCUGCCAGGGCUGCGAGGCGGGCUGGCCGGCGCGAAGGAAAAGGGCAAGCAGGCCGACGAGGACGGGCCGAGUCGCGGGCGGUACUGGGCGCUGCCAGAGCCGUGCUGCGCCAUCUGCUUCGAGCGCAUGGAAAAGGCAGCAGGCGUCACGCUGGAUCCGAAGCAGAUCGGCUCCGGCGGGCUCAGCAUGGGCAUCCCGACGAGCGAUCCGCUGGACCCCUCUUCGGGGCUGCUGGCGCCCAACCGUCCUGCGGCUAGCGGAGCGGGGAGCAGCACGCCGGCGCGGUCGCUGGCCUCUUCGAGCAGCCUGGGCGUGUCGCCCGACGGGCUGGCGUACGCCGAUGCGCUGAUCCACACGGCGUACCGGGUCGAGCCGUGCGGGCACACGUACUGCUACUACUGCAUUACGAGCAAGCUGCUCGACGAGGACAUGGAGGACGAGCUGGAGGACGCCGGCGGGUGGGAGUGCCUGCGGUGCCGUACCCGGGUGCGCAAGGCGGAGCGCGCCGUCGAGGCCGCUGACGGAGAGGCACGCGAGGAGGACAAGGACGAUGGCGAUGGCGAUGACGAUGACGAUGACGAUGACGAGGAAGAAUAG
Molecule: messenger RNA, 1665 nt
Organism: Pseudozyma flocculosa PF-1
Lineage: Eukaryota; Fungi; Basidiomycota; Ustilaginomycetes; Ustilaginales; Ustilaginaceae
Exons: 2
Coding region: 1-1665 (554 amino acids)
Biological process (GO): protein import into peroxisome matrix
Cellular component (GO): peroxisomal membrane
Molecular function (GO): zinc ion binding
Source: RefSeq, a predicted model, not a curated record